Bactrocera oleae (olive fruit fly) is the source of this 4006-nucleotide messenger RNA. It is a transcript of the gene Best1, whose product is annotated as Bestrophin 1. Lineage: Eukaryota; Metazoa; Arthropoda; Insecta; Diptera; Tephritidae. The record is from RefSeq and is a predicted model, not a curated record. Gene Ontology annotation, molecular function: chloride channel activity.
AAUGCUGGCGAGUCAGUCAGCUGGCGUUGCCAAUCGAGUACGGAUGUGAGUAGCGGUUGGGCAAAGUGUUUAGAGUGUUUUGGAACUAAAUUAUUCCUGUGAAGUGUUUUUGCGAGUGUCGUCCGUCGGUCGUUUCGUUGGCCCUGCUGCCGCAACUUGUGUACUAAAUGGUGUGUAAAUAAAUAUAUUUGAGCAAAUAAUACAUACUUGUAAGCAAAUGUAUGAAAUCGUAUUUCUGUGUAUAAAUAAGUGCGCGUAUGAAAAUUUUAAACCCCGAAAUAAUAUUACUAAUAAGAAAAGGGGCAGCAAAGCAAAGCAAACAACGCACAAAAAUAUUCUCUACUUGAGAAUAAUCAACAACAACAAGCGCACGUCUGCUAAGGUGAACGUAGGGAGAACAGCGGAGCGGGAGACAUAAUGGCAACUGCAAAUAUUGCAUUUACUCUGCGCUGCCGCUACCUAUGACAUUUGGUUUCGUACCUUUAUUGCCGCUGCAGUGACAAGCACUUAUGCUGCUCCACUUAAACGAAAUCUUCUCUGAAACACAAAUCAAACAACUUGCACACAUUGAAAUGCCGCCAAAUGUGCUCAUUUUGUGACAAAAAGUGUCAACAUAUAAAAAUAACAAUAACUACAAAAAAGCUGAAGAAGCAAAACCAUAAAUUAAUACAAAAACGAAAAAAAUAAAAAAAUAAGUAAAAAGUUGUGAUAAUUAAAAAAAAACUAAAAGUGAGAAAAAAUGACGGUAACCUACACCGCGGAGGUGGCAACAUGUCGGGGUUUUGGCUGUUUUUUAAAAUUGUUGCGAAGAUGGCGCGGCAGUAUCUACAAGCUGGUUUGGCUGGAUCUCAUUGCAUUUCUCUUUCUUUACUACCUACUUAGUAUAGUGUAUCGCUUCUGCUUAGAUGAAUAUCAAAAAACAAUAUUCGAAGGCGUUGCAAAAUAUUGCUACAGUUAUAGCGAUCUUAUACCGCUCUCAUUCGUGUUGGGUUUCUAUGUAUCAAUAGUUAUGACACGUUGGUGGAAUCAAUACACCAGCAUUCCCUGGCCCGAUCCGAUUGCGGUCUUCGUUAGCUCCAACGUACAUGGGCAAGAUGAACGUGGACGUGUUAUGCGUCGUACGAUUAUGCGUUAUGCCUGUCUCUGCCUGACGAUGGUCUUGAUCAAUGUAUCGCCACGUGUCAAGAAACGAUUUCCCGACUUAACACAUCUGGUGGAUGCCGGUCUUUUGAAUGAUAAUGAGAAGGCGAUCAUUGAGAGUAUGAAUAAGGGUUUUCCACGUCAUUCAAAACAUUGGUUACCGAUUGUAUGGGCGGCCAGUAUUAUAACAAGAGCACGAAAGGAGGGACGCAUACGUGAUGAUUUUGCGGUGAAAACAAUUAUCGAUGAAUUGAAUAAGUUUCGCGGUCAAUGUGGUCUAUUGAUAUCGUACGAUACGAUCAGUGUGCCGCUCGUUUACACGCAAGUGGUCACAUUGGCGGUAUACUCGUUUUUUCUUUGCUCGGUUAUGGGUCAACAGUGGACGGAGGAUAAGCAGGCUUUUCAAAAGAUCGAUAUAUAUUUUCCAGUAUUCACAACGUUGCAGUUCUUCUUCUAUAUGGGUUGGUUAAAAGUGGCCGAGUCGCUGAUCAAUCCGUUCGGUGAAGAUGACGAUGACUUUGAGGUCAACUGGAUGGUGGAUCGUAAUCUACAGGUCUCCUAUCUAAUUGUCGAUGAAAUGCAUCACGACCAUCCGGAACUCAUCAAGGAUCAAUAUUGGGAUGAAGUGUUCCCCAACGAAUUGCCCUACACGGUGGCAUCCGAACGUUUCCGCGAAGAGCAUCCCGAACCGUCAACGGCCAAAAUCGAGGUGUCGAAUAAAGCCGCCAUGCCAACAACAUUGUCAAGCGUGCGCAUCGACGAAAUGGUUGGUAGCAGAGGGUCAACCAAGCGUUUGUCCUUACAUGAGCAAGCUCAAAAUUCAGACCAAACACAGACACCAAUGCAAGCAGUUAAUUAUAAAUUUCCCGAAAUGUUACAAGAAGAGGAGGCCGACGAUGCCAGCGGCAUACACUUCACAGCCGGCAAUGGCAAGGUACGACACGGCUCCUCUCCCAGCCUCGCCAGCCUAAGUGGCACUUUGUCGCGCGUCAACACGGUGGCCUCGGCGCUAAAACGUUUCCUCAGUCGUGAUGAGCGUCCCGGCUCUACGACACCUGUCGACGAUGGCACACAGAAAAUGCGCUUCCCCGGCAGCGCCAGCUCGGCCAGUCUUACGGGCAAUUUAGUUACGAAACCUCCCGGUAGUUUGCGCAUCACAGAUCAAGUCAUCGAAGAAGUGGACGAACAGACCACGAUCACUUCGCAUCGAGCCAACGAUCAGGUGCGUCCAAAUUUGCAUGAUAUAUUUUUGCCAGGAUUGGCGUCGGUAAGCAACGGUGCGCAUUCCGAACCAAUGGAUAUACCGCAACGGCCCACUUCGUAUAUGCGUACACAAUCCACUUACGAGCCGACGCUGUUUCCACCAGGCGGUGUGGAGGCUUUACUGAGCACGUCAGCGCCCACGAAUGGCAGUCCACGCAUGGUUCAAACUGUGCCGAAUUCGCCGGCGGAUCCCUCUAGCACCAAAUCACUUUUCGAUCGACAAGUGAAUACGGAUAAGGGCAGUCGCGAGCAGGCAAAAUUCAUUCAUUUUCAUUUAAUCGUCUUUUUUGUUCUGACAAACAACAGUAGAACGUCCCCCAGAAGUGCCGCAGAUUUUCAGAUGGUAUUUGUCGACUGUCGAUGACAUGGACACGAAGUCCACAACCGAUGCACCCGGCGUCGAGGACGAGGGCGACGACUUCGACAAAUUGAAAGCAACGCGCGAAAAGGAACGCUUGCAGCGACAACAGCAGAAGCUGGCACGCACAAUCAGCACAGCGCCCGGCAUAGAUGGUGGGCCGACUGUGGUGCCCGUAGUGGCAGCAGCGUUAAUAGCUGCGACAACUGCACCGGUGGCGACACCAGUAACGGCAGCACCAGCAGCAGCGCCAGUGCGUCCACUCUCGACCAUCUCAUCGGGCAAAGAUCUCUCGACAAAUGACCCGGACGCCAGUGUGGAACCUGUCACCACAUCAACAGCAAAAGCCUCGCCGGACAAUGAGGGCUGAACGCCUGACACCUAAGAAUUUGUAAGUGCUACGGUGCUCGCGAAAUGUAUGCGAAAAUGUAUUUUCAUGAAAGAAAUUGAUAAAAUGUGCCCAGCAUUUUUACUUCUGCAUUAUUAUUAGACUUAAGUUUAUGGCAAUCAAACACAAAUCUUCGAAUUUGCAACAACUUAGCGUUUAAGUUGCCUCAAGACCCAAUAAACAAAUAUAAAUUGUGGGUCUUAUGUAAUUUAAGUCAACGUGUGCUCUGUUAUUAGCGUGUAGCGUAGCAUAGUUUUGUGCGCAAAGUUCCGGAAAUGUAUAAGAAGUUUUACAAUAACUAUUUUUCUACGAAAAAUUCGGGAGUGAGAAAUGUUAUUUAUGUAUGUAUAUAAAAAAUACCGUAUAUUAUUUGAAAAUUUAUGUUAUAUACACCGGUCCAAUUACAUAGCUCGUUUAGAAAUAUUUUUAAAUUCCAUAUGUUUGGUGCUUCUCUUUUAGUCGCAUUAGGCGCAAAUGCUCAAAAAAAUUGCUGAAUCAAACAAUAAGACAAAUAAUAUGUAUACAGUUAUAUACUUGUAAUAUAUGUAUGUAUUUAUAUACAUAUUUAUACCACAUAAAAUAAUAAAAGCUAAGCUAAACAUUCUAAGUGAUAUAUUCAAAAGACAUAAAUGAGUUAUUUUUCGAAGCGGUUAUAUUAUUUUUUACUUAGCAGCUUACAUAAAUGUAAUAAAAUUCAAAACCUUACAUAUAUCUAUGUCAAGAAAAUCAAAAGGUAUAUACAAUUAUAUAUGUUUAAGUGAUCAUCAUUGACGAUAUUAUAAAGCGUUUUGCUGUAUAGUUUUUUGCAAUUUAGCAAAGCGAAUCGGUUGUGCGAGCAUUUGUUUAAGCAAGAAAAA